Molecule: messenger RNA, 2497 nt
Organism: Physella acuta
Lineage: Eukaryota; Metazoa; Mollusca; Gastropoda; Physidae
Product: toll-like receptor 4
Biological process (GO): toll-like receptor signaling pathway; immune response; inflammatory response
Cellular component (GO): plasma membrane
Molecular function (GO): protein binding; transmembrane signaling receptor activity
Source: RefSeq, a predicted model, not a curated record
AAACAAAUUGCUGUGAUUGCAGCGGCCUUCGACUAACAUCCGUCCCUCAAAACCUACCGCCUAACAUAACAAAACUUGACAUGUACAACAACGCUUUAACUGAAAUACCUCCGCAUUCGUUAAAUAAGUACUCACGACUUAGAAUAUUGCAUUUGAAUUCAAACAACAUUUCAAAGCUGAAUGAAAGCUCGUUUUCGGGUCUGGAAAACUUGACGUUUCUCCGACUGGACGAUAAUUCCCUAGCGAUGACCCCUGACACGUUUCCCGUGGGUGUCUUCAAGCCUUUGGUGUCCCUCACGGCCUUGAGGUUGAAUAAAAACUUUAACUCGGCGGUAGGAGGGAACAAUUUUAGUUACCCAGAUUUAGCGCUAUCUGACUUGAAAAACUUGAAGGCGCUUUAUAUGGACGGGCUAACGAAUGCGUCGUUCGGAGUGGGAUUCAGUAGGAUGACGUCAUUGGUCAACCUGACCGUAACUGGCUAUCUGGAUGGAUACUGUAAUAUAAUUUGUUUAAGCAACACGACAUUCCAGUACCUGGGACACAUCAAGGUCCUCAACCUCAGCAACUGCCACCUACACGGAAAGCACAUUGACAAGGAUGCCUUCACGCCUUUGGUGAGCCUGGAGAUGCUGGACAUCCACUACAACGAGGACAUUGGAAUCAAACACCUGCAGCAUAUCAUGCACGGGCUGAGGAACAACACGAACCUGUGGUGGCUGGACGUUAGCACCAUCGAGUGGCGCUACUCCACCGGAACUCAAGUCAAUGCCAGUCACGUGACCAACCUCCCCAAGUCCUUGACCACUCUCAAGGUCGCGGGGAACAGCAUUGAGAAGAUAGACAACGACACGUUCGACCAUCUCCCCCCAAACUUAACUCUUCUGGACAUCGGAAAAAACCGAAUCGUGUUCGGGGUUUUCCUUGAAUUUCUCCCAAAACUGACCAAACUCCAGACUUUACUGAUCAACGGUGAAGAUUUCCUCUACAACAUCCCCACAUCAUACAAGAAAGAAUUCAUCGAACAUUUUCAUUCCCACCGCAAGAGGAGAAGCGUUGGGGAUGACAACGCUCUAGUAUUCCACCUCCCACCACAACUGUCCCGGAUAGAAAUGGUUAACGCUGAGUUGCAGUACCGUCUGUCACGGCUGACGAUAGACAGCAACAACUCCCUGACAGACCUUGUGUUGGACAGAAACUUUUUGCCUGAGCUGCAAGGUCCGUUCAUCGGCUUCAAUCAUUUGACCACCCUCAGUAUCUAUUCGAGCUAUGUUAGUUCCCUGGAGUGGACGUUUUUCUCCAAUUUCCCGCGUUUGGAGAAUCUUAACCUCGGCACAAACCUACUUGGGGAUUUUUUAAACACUCUUGACGAUCCUGUUUUCGCUAAUUUGACAAAUCUGAAAAAGUUAGAUCUUUCUAUUAACAACAUUCAAAAUUUAAGUUAUGGUUUAUUUAUCGGUCUCAACAAUCUUACUAUUCUAGAUCUGUCAAACAAUCGUCUUUCGGAAUUUAAUGUAAAAAUCAGUGGGAUGAAAAACUUGAGACUGUUAAAUCUGAGUCACAAUUCGAUCUCGUCACUUCCUGAUGACGUGAUGGAAAGCAUUGAUUGGCUGAUUGACCACCAGAUACCUGUUGAGGUGGAGCUGAACAACUGCCCUAUUCUUUGCACGUGUCAAAACUUGAAAUUCCUAACCUGGAUGGUCAAGUCUCCAGCAUUUAAGUCGUUCAAGAACUAUAUCUGUGCUCACGACGACGUGUACGUACGCUUGACCAACGGCUACAACAAAACCGUGGAGCUGCUGAACAAAGAAUGCGCAUCCAACGAGAAGCUCUUCCUGUUUGUUGUUGCCGCCACGCUGCUCGUGCUGUUUGCUAUCGUCGGUCUCAUGAUCUUCCGCUUCCGGUGGAGCCUGCGGUACCUGUACCACGCGGCGAUGCUGAACUUCCAUAGACGACACGAGACAAAAGGCAACCAAUUUGACUAUGACGUUUUUAUCUCCUACGCCAACCCGGAUGAACUUUUCGUCCUAGAGGUUGUCGAGCCGGAGCUAGUCAAAAGAGGGGUCAAAGUUCACAUCCACGGGCGCAACUUUGUGGCGGGAAACUUUAUCGCCUCCAACAUCGUGAGCGCCGUCAGCAUGUGCCGUAGGACCUUGGUCAUCCUGACCGGGAACUUCUGCAAGGGUCACUGGUGUAAAUACGAGGUCCAGAUGGCUAACAUGGAGUCGGUCCACGACGGACGUCCGGUGCUGAUUUUCCUGGUCAAAGAGAACAUGGCGGCCAAGAACCUGGGUGAGCUCAUGUCCUUCCUCCGCUGCAACACUUACGUCCCCUACCCGCAGGGGGAGCAACUCUCGGAGCGGGAGAUGAAGGCCAUGUGGGACAAACUGGCACAGGACCUACGCUAGCUGUCGGACCUCAGCGAGGACAUUUAUAUCUAUAUUGUCUCAUGGAACUGAUACGCUGGCUGAUAGUUUGGAGCAUUCAGGUCUAGAUCGUC